GAGCUUUGCAUCCUUGGAUCAAUCCUCCCUCCAAUGCAGUAGUAUUCAACCCCUCAAGGCAAUUUCGCGCUCUCAGCUAAGUUAGCAGCUGCUUUGCAUCCUCGUUCGCUUCUUACACUUGCACGACCGCUUAAAUCUCCCUUUUCCCCACGAGCCGAUUCUUCGCAUAUACACGCCACUUUUCCCCGUCCGCGUAGCUAGGGCCGCGAUAGCGCCCAUGGCUUCUGCAGUGUCGACAAUGGCAGUACAGUCGGGUCGGUAUAGAAUAUUGAAAGAAGGAUCUAGGGGUUCUGAGGGACAGGUGGGUCCCGUUGUGUACUGGAUGUUUAGAGAUCAACGGGUAAGAGACAAUUGGGCUCUCGUCCACGCCGUUCAUGAGGCUAACAAAGCUAACGUCCCCGUCGCAGUUGUUUUCAAUCUUUUCGACCAGUUUUUGGGUGCUAAAGCCCGCCAUUUGGGGUUUAUGUUGAGAGGUUUACGGCAGUUGUCCCAGGAUAUUCAACAAAAUUUUCAAAUUCCAUUUUUCUUGGUUCGGGGAGAGGCAGAGGACACCAUACCAGAUUUCCUUAGAGAAUUUGGAGCCUCGAUGCUGGUAACAGACUUCUCCCCCUUGCGAGAAGUGCGGAGGUGCAAAGCGGCUAUAUGCAAGAGGGUAAGCGAAUUAGUCACAAUACAUGAAGUUGAUGCUCACAACGUAGUUCCCCUUUGGGUAGCGUCGGAGAAGUUGGAGUACAGUGCUAAGACCAUAAGAGGAAAGAUAACCAAAAGGCUUUCUGAGUAUCUGAUUGAUUUUCCUACAAUGGAGCCACCGACUAGCAAAUGGAUCGGCAGGAACCAAUUGAUCGAUUGGGACGACCUCAUUGCUGAAGUGUUGAGAAUUGGAGCAGAGGUUCCCGAGUUACAUUGGUGUGAACCCGGGGAAAUUGCAGCGAUGGAAGUAUUAAUGGGCAGUAAAAAUGGAUUCUUGACAAAAAGGUUGAAAAAUUAUUCCAAAGACCGGAAUGAUCCAUCCAAACCCAGCGGUCUUUCUGGUCUAUCUCCCUAUUUACAUUUUGGACAAAUUUCUGCUCAACGCUGUGCCCUAGAAGCACAGAAGCUGCGAAAAUCAUAUCCUCAGGCAAUUGAAGCUUUCUUGGAAGAGUUGAUUGUGCGGAGAGAACUCGCUGAUAACUUUUGCUACUAUCAGCCACAUUAUGAUUCACUGCAGGGAGCAUGGGAAUGGGCUCGCAAGACCUUAUUAGACCAUGCCAAUGAUAAACGAGAACAUAUUUACUCGAGGGAGGUACUAGAGAAAGCACGAACUGCAGAUCCUCUCUGGAAUGCUUCGCAGAAGGAGAUGGUUUACCAUGGAAAAAUGCAUGGUUUUAUGCGAAUGUAUUGGGCAAAGAAGAUACUUGAGUGGACAAGAGGACCUGAAGAGGCCCUCGAGACAUGCAUAUAUUUAAAUGAUAAGUACGAAAUAGAUGGGAGAGACCCAAACGGGUAUGUUGGCUGCAUGUGGUCGAUAUGCGGGGUCCAUGAUCAGGGGUGGCGAGAGCGACCAAUAUUUGGGAAAAUCCGAUACAUGAAUUAUGCGGGAUGCAACAGAAAAUUCGAUGUUGACAAAUAUAUGGCGUAUGUUACUAAGUUAGUUGGUGAAAUAAGAAAGAGAAAGGCUGAAAACUUGCCAUCCGAGAAGGAGAAAGUACAACGCCGUUAGUUUAAUUUGAUUAUGUGAACUCAUAUUUUGUUACGCAUUUAAGGCUGACCGUUAGCAGGAAUGUGCAAAAAAUUGUGCAAUGACCUCUGGAAAAUUCUUAUCUG
Neltuma alba is the source of this 1803-nucleotide messenger RNA. Its product is annotated as deoxyribodipyrimidine photo-lyase. The transcript is spliced from 9 exons. Lineage: Eukaryota; Viridiplantae; Streptophyta; Magnoliopsida; Fabales; Fabaceae. The coding region runs from base 218 to 1699 and encodes 493 amino acids. Gene Ontology annotation, molecular function: deoxyribodipyrimidine photo-lyase activity. Gene Ontology annotation, biological process: photoreactive repair. The record is from RefSeq and is a predicted model, not a curated record.